Molecule: messenger RNA, 3189 nt
Organism: Pezoporus flaviventris
Lineage: Eukaryota; Metazoa; Chordata; Aves; Psittaciformes; Psittacidae
Gene: FN3K
Product: fructosamine 3 kinase
Exons: 6
Coding region: 533-1462 (309 amino acids)
Biological process (GO): fructosamine metabolic process
Source: RefSeq, a predicted model, not a curated record
AAGCAACUACAAACAGAGAAAAUACCUACCAACCUUUGCACAUAUUUCUGGUGGCUGAAAUUACACCUUUAUGGGCUGGAACUUCGUUUUUCAUGUAAAUACCCACAGCACAGCACAUGUGCGCAAUUUGUAUUGUUGCAUUGAGCCUCCCUCUAGCGGCUUGGUUUAGCAGUGCCUCCCCAGUGCGAGCAGAGCGCUUAAAAAAGAAAAACGGGUCCAAACUACAAAUACCAGCAGCUCUCAGCACAGUGGAGAGAGGACCCAGGACACACCUCCCCGAUUUAUUCUAGCAAAUAUUUCUAACUAUUUUUAUUUUUCAUGUAAUUACAGCCCACGGGAAAGAGCAUUUUGAAACAUUAUCUCUGCAUUUGCCUUUUGUUUUUUUUUCCUUUGGCUGCUGGUUUGUUUUGUUUUAUUUGGUGGGCAGCCCUUUCUACCUCAUAGCUGAGUGACAGUGAAAGAAGGACCCAAACCUUAAUCCUGUUUCGCAGUGGAUUUAGCAGAAAGCAGCUGCAGCAGCCUGGAAACAACCAUGGAAAAGAUCCUGAAGACAGAAUUGAAAACAUCCGUCCUGAAGGCAUUUGGAAGCUCAGGAGGAGGAUACAUUAGCCAAGGCCAAGCCUAUGAAACUGACAGUGGACGAGUAUUUGUUAAAGUCAACCACAAAUCUCAGGCUAGAAAGAUGUUUGAAGGAGAAAUGGCGAGUUUGGAAGCUAUUCAGAAAACCAAUAUUGUGAGAGUGCCUCAGCCUAUCAAAGUGAUUGACCUGCCUGGAGGAGGAGCAAUGUUUGUCAUGGAAUACCUCAAGAUGAAGAGCCUCAAAAGGUACUGUUCAAAGCUUGGAGAGCAGAUGGCAGAUCUCCAUCUUUAUAACCAGAAACUUGGAGAGAAAUUGAGAAAGGAGGGAAACACAAUUGGUAAAGGAGCAGGUCACUCUGAGUCUCAGUACGUGGAUAAAUUUGGAUUCCAUACACCCACUUGCUGUGGUUAUAUAGCCCAGGUGAAUGAAUGGGAGAGUGAUUGGCCUUCCUUUUUUAUUCGCCAUCGACUCCAAGCUCAGAUGGAUUUAAUUGAAAAAGAUUAUGGGGACAGAGAAGCCAGAGAACUUUGGUCACAGCUAAAACUAAAGAUUCCUGAAAUGUUCUGUGACGUAGAAAUCAUUCCUGCUCUGCUGCACGGGGACCUGUGGGCAGGAAAUGUGGCUGAGGACGAUUCUGGGCCAAUUAUCUUUGAUCCUGCUUCCUUCUAUGGCCAUUCAGAAUUUGAACUGGCCAUUGCUGGAAUGUUUGGUGGGUUUAGCAGCUGUUUUUUCUCUGCCUAUCACAGUAAAAUACCCAAAGCUCCAGGAUUUGAGAAACGAAACAAAUUGUAUCAGCUCUUUAAUUACAUAAACCACUGGAACCAUUUUGGGACGGGGUACAGGGGAUCUACCCUAAAUGUAAUGAGAAAACUCCUAAAGUGACCAGGUAAGCUGAGAAAUCCUGAUAGAGUUCCUUAGUAAGAAACAGCCCCUGCUUAUCAGAAGUAAUCCAAACUAGGAAUUAAUGUUGAUGGUCAAAUACCUGAAAGAUAAAAGGCUUAAGUACACUUUUAAGCCUCACUAAACGUUGAGUGACUGUGUAAUUUCUAAUUUACUAGUUUACUAGCACAGAAUCAUACCCUGCUGAAGGAAAGACUGCCUUGUUUGUGAAGACUCCACUAGGUUGGAAAAGUAGCAUGACAGUAAGCUUCACCUAACUCUCCGUAGAGAGUCUCUCUUCACAGCUGCUGUGUUCCAUGGUUGCACAUUUUGGCUCUGCUGCUCCUCUGUCAGCAGCUCAUUAUGGAGGGCUACUGCUGUGGGACUGCAGAGCUGGGAGUAUUGCCUAGUUCCUUGUGUCUCCCCUUUUUUUGUUCUAUUUUUCUGUCUCUCUUUCCAUCCCUUUUCCAAUUUAUAUUUCUGUUGUCUUUUCCAUGUUAAGUGUUCUAAUCCAAAGUUUAACUCCGAUUCUAUGAAUCUGAAAAUGAAAACAUUCUCUUUUUGAUUUAAAGAGUAGCAAGGCCCUUUAGACUACACUUAGCAAGCAUAUAUAAUUAAUAACAUUUUAAAUAUUUAUUUUCAUUUAAUGUAAUUUACUUUUUUUUUUAAUUGCUAUGACAAAUUAAAUUACAGUGGUAUUUUGUAAAAAGGAUGUCUCUGUAAUUGCUUGGUAAUUGCCUGUAUGGUCAGAAAGUGGGUUGUUGCCACACAAGUUUGACAAUGACAUAUCAGUUUUGGUACAAUAUUUUAAUGUGUUAUAUACUAUGAUAGUAACAUAUUUAAAUAACCUUGUAAAAGGACAGCAAAAUGUGGGAGGGAGGUUUAGUGUUUUGGUGACAAGAAAGCAUCUGUUGCUGCUGUGUUGGCUGGUGCUUGAUGGAUUUUCAGUUUUAGAAAACAAUGUACGGUAGGCAAAGCUUGUCUGUUCUGCUGCUGCUGUAUUACUGAAGGAACAAUGUCAAAUAAGAUGACUUUAUCAAGUUUUUUAAUAUUCCUAAUUGCUUUAUUUUUGCAGAAAACAUAGGCAGUGAGAAUUUGGGAGAUGUGCACCAAAGAUGCUGGCAUACAGUGUGAGCUAGAGUAUGUUAGCAAAUCCAUGUGUUUUUUAAUAGAAGAAAGUGGUAAAGAAAGUAAAUGUAAGUACAGUUCAACAAAUGUUUAUGUGAAUCAGAGGAUGUGAGUCACAAUGACUGAACUCACAUAUUUAGGCUUCAGGCAGUUGUCAUGACUAAUGCUUAAACUAUUACGUUCAAAAAUGUUCAAGUAUGUUUAGCCGUUCAUCAGCUUUAAAAUGGCUGUGCUAUAAAGAUUUCAUAAAAUUUAAUGUUAUAUUGUUGUAAUUGACACGAAUGUUUUAAAAAUGCAUUUUGUUCUCUGUAAAUGUAAUACAAAUAGUUAAAAUGUUGUACUUCCUUUGAAUUUGGGCUAUAAUUACGGCAAGUUGUCAUCGUGUGGUUAUACCUCUUAAUACAAUUGUAACAGUGGAAAAGUGGAAUAGUGGAGUUAGAACACAGUUGAAUCUGUAGCUGACAGCUGGAUCUAGGUCUGAGCAAACAGCAAAGUGCAUGCAUACUAGUAUUAAUGUUAACAAAGAUGCAUGUAUUACAUUGGAAAGCACAUGUGAACUUAGGCUCCUGCUCAAAUAAAAGACUUGCCUUGCAGAAGCUAGA